Messenger RNA from Gasterosteus aculeatus aculeatus (three-spined stickleback), 8165 nucleotides. It is a transcript of the gene dop1b, whose product is annotated as DOP1 leucine zipper like protein B. The record is from RefSeq and is a predicted model, not a curated record. Gene Ontology annotation, biological process: Golgi to endosome transport. Gene Ontology annotation, cellular component: trans-Golgi network; endosome. Lineage: Eukaryota; Metazoa; Chordata; Actinopteri; Perciformes; Gasterosteidae.
GUUCGGCCGUCUGGAUCAGCUGAGUGUGACUAUCCCGCCCCGCUGUGGCUGUCGCCCCGUGGCGCUCGUAGUGCUCAGUGACACCCUCAAAUGACCGGUCGGCCACCUCUUUCCCUCCAGCUAACGUCGCCUAGACGCUCGAAUGACGCUCCGCGGUGACCGCGCCGUCGCUGCUCCGGAGCGGCGCUCCUAUGGCUCGUUCGGCGGUUGAAUCCACUUAAUGUCCAACGUGUGCCACAGUGCGCCGGUCCGCCCUCAUCGAACAACACGGUGUAGAUACAACGCGCAGAAAUAUAGUCCCGAACAUGCAAGGAUCAGACUGAAGUACCAUGGAUCCCGAGGAGUCAGAACUGCAGAGUGACUAUCGCUAUCGCAGCUAUGCGGCGGUCAUUGAGAAGGCGCUGCGUAACUUUGAGUCUUCGAGUGAGUGGGCAGAUCUGAUCUCCUCCUUGGGAAAGCUCAACAAGGCCCUGCAGAGUAACCUUCGCUACUCCCUCCUGCCCAAGAGGCUGAUCAUUGGGAAGCGUCUCGCCCAGUGCCUCCACCCGGCUCUGCCCAGCGGAGUUCACCUCAAGGCUUUGGAGACCUAUGAGGUCAUAUUUAAAAUCAUUGGAACAAAAUGGCUGGCCAAGGACCUCUUUAUUUACAGCUCUGGGUUGUUCCCACUGUUGGGUCAUGCAGCCAUGGCAGUGAAGCCGAUGCUGCUGACUCUGUACGAGCGUUACUAUCUCCCGCUGCAGAGGGCUCUGCUGCCCAGUCUUCAGGCCUUCAUAACAGGACUCCUGCCAGGUCUGGAAGAGGGUUUGGAGGUUUACGACAGGACUGAUGCCUUGCUGCUGAGGUUGUCGCUGCUGGUGGGUCAGCAGGUGUUCUAUGGUGCGCUGUGGGGCAGCAUGCUGGUUACCCCCAUGGUGCGACUGCCCGCUUCCGUCUUUAUAGUCACACAUUUUGACUGCAAAGCUUCCCCGCGCCAGCAAACGCACAUGCUGGGCUACGACCACCGACUGGUGAUGAAGUCGGUGUGUCUUUCUCUGGAAGAUUCGAAUGUCCUGGUGCAGAGGAACAUGCUUGAAAUCCUGCUCUACUUUUUCCCCAUUGCUGCGUGCCUGGACCCAGCGGAGGCCAGUAUUGCCAUGAGUGGUAAAGACAUGAUAACGAUGGUUUCUGCUGCCGCACUCACUCUACUUCGCAGAGACAUGUCCCUCAACAGACGCCUCUACGCCUGGCUCCUAGGGAUGGAUAAAAAAGGAGGAAUGGUGGCACCGCAUCCCACCCUGUCCAGCACCACUGAGGAACAUGCAUCCUUUUACUUCAGCACUUACUCUAGGGAUUUCCUUGUGCAGGCUCUCAUUAACAUCCUACGACAGCAGGAUGUGGAGAACGACCCUGAGAAUGUGAUUGGGUACCUCAGGCCCUUUCGCAUCAUCAUCAGCCUGCUGGAUAAACCAGAGAUCGGUCCAGUGGUCUUGAGCAGUGUGUUGCUGGAGGUGGUCCGGGCCUUUUACAGCUACUGUCGAGAGAUGGUGGGGGAGGAAAACAUCGCCAGCACAGGUCUCUCAGGCAACCAGCUAGCCAGUACAAUAAAAGAGAAUAAAAAUGCAGCGGACAUCAUAAAGACGGUGAAUAUGCUUGUGACAUCCAUGAACAAAGAGUACCUGUGGGAGUACAUGACCCGACACUUUUGCACUUCCCUCAGUGACAAAAAUGACCCACCAACACCACCUCGACAGGAGCGCAAUCAUUCUGCUCCGUCCAUCGCAGAGAUGUCCAAUCUCAUCAUUUUUCUCCUUGACGUUCUCCCUCUGGAGCUUCAUGCUGACAUCCAGUCCCAGUUCCUCCCGGAGAUGUUAGGCACCAUGCUGGGGACCCUGCAUAGCCACAUGGACUUUGUGCGCCUGGAAGAUGUCACACAAGGUCUACGUGCAUGCUUCAAGGUUCUGAGCAAGAUCCAGAUGCCUGUAGCUUAUUUGGACGUUGAGGCAGGAGCACAGGCCGAGGACAUCAAGUUACAAUCCCCGACGGAGGAAAGCAAACGGAGUCCAGAUAAAGAGAAGACGGGCGAGAAAGAUGCCGUUGGUAAUGAGGUUAACGGUGACCAUGGCGAUGAACAGAUGAACAGAGAUGGAGGAGAUGAAGCAGAUCUUGCAGAUGGUGUUUUUCCAGCACUCCGGUCGGAGGACAGCGGAUUGGGCAUCAGCGCCUCGCCUUCAGAGCAGCAUAUCUCACAUGGGAUGCGGAUGAGGGAGGAGGAGAAUGGAAUUUCCAAAGAAGGCGAAGGAGUGUGGAGGAAGGGAGGCAGUGUAGACACCAUGAGCCAGUGUCUGCAGGACAUCCUGGCUUUUAUAACCACGAGAUACUUGCUGGUGCAGGUGGAGGAUGUCGGGGGACAGCAGGAAAGGCCCGAGCCCGACCUGACUGCGGCUUCUGUGGAUGAGAAGACGUUGUUGCCGGGAAAAGGGGGACGUGACAUCAAAGACAAGCUUAGCGAACUGUUCAUUCCACACAAGCUUAAAAAACACGCUAAAUCCGAAGCCCAGCUCUUAGCAGCCCUCGCGGGGAAGAAAAAGGAGCGUGGGCAUGUAGGGAGUCUGGACUGGGCGGCUGGCUACAUGCCCCGCGGCCGGGCAGAGAUCUCUGAGGCCUGCCGCCAGGCGUUCACCGCCACCUGCCACCUGCUGCUGGAGUGUACCACCUUCCCAGUCUACCUAAGCGAAGACGAAACUCUGGUCCUCAAUGCUGACAUGUUUGACCUCACAGAUCGUCAUAUCGACAGCUUGCCGGUGUGGUUGAGGUCCUUGAUGACGCUGUGCUGCCUGUCCAGGGACUACAACAUCCAGCACACUGCAGUGUCCACCAUGUUGGAACUCAUCAACCACUCUCAGUCCCUGGCACUGGUCAUCCAGGACAAGCACAGGCGCUACCUGGGAUCUGACUCUAACCCUCUGAGUGGGCGGCUGCAGAUGGUCACCGCGCCACCCAUCCACCCUGCGCUGCUUCGCGCCAUAGAGGAAGGCACAGAUUUCUAUCAGAGGGUGUCCCAGGUAUUGUGGAACCAGCUGGACACAGAGCGUAGAGAGCAGCACACCUCCUGUGUGGAACUCUUUUACAGGCUUCAUUGUUUGGCUCCAUCCGCAUCCAUCUGUGAAGACAUCAUCUGCCAGGCGCUGUUGCACAAAGACAAGGCUGUUAGGCUGGAAGCACUGCACCGCUUCACAGUUCUAUGGCACCUGACCCGGGAGAUCCAGACCAACAGGACCACGUCUCUCAAUCACUCCUUUGAUCGGUCUCUGUGUGUGGUGGUGGACAGUCUGAGCUGUACAGACGGCUCAAUAAGUGCAGCAGCUCAGUGCUGGCUGGUCAGAGCUCUUUCGCUCAAUGACGUGAUUCGGGUCCUGGAGCCGAUUCUGUUGUUGCUUCUUCACCCGUCCACUCAGCGCCGCUCUAUUCAGAGCAUCAAACAAAACCUCACUGCUGGUAACCUGAAGGUUCUAAGCAACAGAAGCCGUAGCUCCACCAGAGCCUCGGGAACAUCUGCAGACUCCAUGUCAACAGAGGUCACCACCUUAAAUCUCAUGAACAUUGUGGACCGGGAAUCCCUGUGGGCAGAGUUGGACAGCGGCCCGGAGUUGGCCCAACCGGCGGACACCUUAGUGGUGUCUCGGAGCGAGAGUGAAGGGACUGAGGAAGAGCAGGAGGAAGAGGGGGAAGAGGAGGAGGCGGAGAGUGAAAACACUGAGUCAGCUGACACAAGCGGUGCUCAGCUAUCCACUGAGAACUCCAGCUCGGGCUCCGUUCCCUACCGCAGCAUCGAGGAAGGAGGCGUGGUCAACGGCCUGCGGAGGGCGGAGUCCGAGCACACGCAGGCGUCUGAUUCGCUGUCGAGCGAAGACGAGGAGGAUCUAGAGCUGGAGGCCCUGGCCAGGUCCCGCCUCUUAAAACAGGAGCGCGAGAAGAGAGAGGCCAUCGACUCUCUGUUCCGCCAUGUGCUUCUUUAUCCCAUGGCGGGCGGCUGGCGCCAUCUGCUCCAGGGCCUGGCACUGCUCGACAGCCUGCUGCGGAGCAGUGCAGAAUGCCCUCUGGUGAAUGCCCUCUCCUACACGUCUCUGGACACCAGCUCUGCUGCACAUUUAAACCUGGUCUCGAACCUCCUGCAGCGCCACCAGCAGGCUCAGGACGGCCUGGGCUUCUAUGGCAGCCCGCUCUCCCCUUCUUCCUCCCCCUCAUUGCCGCCAUCCUUGCUCAUUGAACUGUUGGUGUCCCUGUGCCUGCGAUUCCUGCGCUCCCACUACCCUUCCUAUGUGAGCCUGGGUCCCAUGGACCUGCAGGGGAACAGGGAGGUCCAGGUGAAGAGUGUGGCGGUGCUCACCCGGAUUGUCAACCAGCUGGGCUGCGUGGCACGCGGACAAGAGGGCAAUGGGGCCGGUGUGGAGCCCAUCCGCAGACUCCUCUCGGGAUGUAAAGUGCAGCAAUACGCUCUGCUGACACUUUCUGCCUCGAUGUAUGUCUGCCAGAGGGUGACGGACAAGGCGCCGCCCAAGGGAGUGGAGGUACUGGAGGAGCAGGGAGGCCUGUCGGAGGAGGGCCUGGUGAAUCUUGGAGCAGGAGGCGGACAGGAGCAGUACCCCUUACAAAUGGAGCUAUUGAGACUCCUCCAGGCUCUCAUAGUCCUGGAGUCCCACGUGUGGCCCGGGGGUGCUGUCUCCGUAGCUGCGUCAAGCGGGGCGGCCGGCCAAGCCGGGGAGCCUCGCGAAUCCCCAACUGCCACAACGCCGCUCGCACGUGAAUGGCAGACUGCGGUCCUCUUUCAGCAAUCCAUCAAGGCAGCCCAGUAUGUCCAAAGCCACCCAAUCACGGCCCAAGGAAUGUUUGUUUCUGCCGCAGCCAGGGCUCUGCAGCCCCAGUACGGCUACGCCAUGCACCCCCACUGGGUGUCACUGCUGUGCUCCACUUUGCCGUACUUGGGUCGCUCGGUAGGCAUCAUCGUGGCUCCACUCAUCGGUCAGAUCUGCAGGAACUUGGACGAGUUGGUCAAGCUCUACGAGCAUGAUGGAGGGAAGACCAAUCAGAGCCCGAGUUGUAGGAGGGAAAACAUUGCUCCUGACUACCCUCUGACUCUGCUAGAAGGCCUGACCACCAUUACACACUAUUGUCUACUGGACAACAGGAAGUCCCUGGUGGCCUGUGAUCCUGUGGAUGUCCGUAAUGCACGCAACGCUGUGAUUGAGGCGCUGCCGCACAUGCUCAGUAGCAUGGCUUUGCUCUGGGGCGUGGUCAUGAGGGAGGAGUUUCAGAGGCGCGCCUCAGAAACUGCCCAGAGCAGCAGACACGCUUCUACCUCUGUCUACUUUAAAAGCACCAAGAUCUUACGACAGCGGAUACUGGAGUUCCUUGUCCCUCUAACUGGGCCAUAUGGGAUUCAGCUCAUGGCUUCACUGGGAGCAGUGUGGAGCAGCAGAAGGAAUAAAAGGAGACAUAAAAAUAAAGUCUUACCAGUGGCCAGUGAGUCUCGUCUAACCAUUGUGGCUCUGGUGAAAUCGUUGCACACCUUGCAAACGGAGACAGUCCUACAGUUGGUCAAGGAGGUGGUGAAAAAACCACAUCAGAUCAAAGGAGAGCAGAAGUCAACCCUAGUAGAUAUCCCCAUGUUACAGUUCAGCUACGCCUACGUCCAAAGCAUUUCAGCUCAGAUUCUGCAGGAAAAUGUAGCUCCUCUCCUCAGUUUGUUACGGGAGUCUGUUCAGCUCAACCUGGCCCCGCCUGGACACUUCUUGCUGCUGGGAAUACUCAACGACAUUGUCAAUAGGCUCCCUAACCUGGAAAACAAAAAGGACAGUAGAGAUCUCCAGGAGGUGACUCAGCGGAUCCUCGAGGCAGUGGGCGGGAUUGCAGGCUCAUCUCUGGAGCAAACCAGCUGGCUCAGUCGCAGCCUUGAGGUCAAAGUUCAGCCGCAGGUGGGCCCCGAAGCAGACGAACUUGAUGACGCCGAGCUGGAUGGUGAUCAUUGCGACCCAGUUGCUCAAGCCAGCACCAUGGUUUCCUCUUCGGCUCCCUCCGCUUACAGCGUCCAAGCGCUUGUGCUUCUGGCUGAGGUCCUGGCGCCCCUUCUGGACAUGGUGUACCGCAGCGACGAGAAGGAGAAAGCGGUUCCUCUCAUCUCUCGGCUCAUGUACUAUGUCUUUCCUUACCUGAAGAACCACAGUGCCUACAACAUGCCCAGCUUUGAAGCGGGAUCUCAGCUGCUCAGUAGCCUGAGUGGGUAUGCCUACACCAAAAGGGCCUGGAGGAAAGAGGUCUUUGAGCUCUUCAUGGACCCCCUCUUCUUCACUAUGGAUGUCUCCUGUGCUCCCAAUUGGAAAUCCAUUAUUGACCACCUGCUGACUCAUGAGAAGACCAUGUUCAAAGACCUCAUGAGCAUGCAGAGUGGCUCCCUGAAACUAUUUACUAAUGUGGACCAGAAACCAAUGCUGCUGAAGCGCCAGGCGUUCGCCAUGUUCAGUGGAGAACUCGACCAGUAUCAUCUCUAUCUGCCCCUCAUUCAAGAGCGUCUCACUGAGGCUUUGCGUAUGAACCCCAGUCCUGGUGUUUCAGCCCAGAUGUUCCUGAUGUUUCGUGUUCUCCUGUUGCGGAUUUCCUCCCAACACCUCACAUCUCUCUGGCCAAUCAUGGUCACAGAACUGAUUCGCAUGUUUGCUCGUUUAGAGAAGGCAAUGCUGAUAGAUAAAGACGUGUCAAAGCUGGCCAAAGUGGUGCGGGGAGCCCAGGACAGGAAUGGACCAGUGAAUUUCUCUCAGGCUGAGUUGGACAUGUACUUGUCAGCCUUCAAGUUUCUGGACACCUCCCUGGCUUUUCCUCCAGAGAGGAUGCCACUCUUCCAGAUGUAUCGUUGGGCAUUUGUCCCCGAGGUGGAUGUGAACCGCUACUCUGGCCCAGAGACUACGCUGAUAGAAGGCGAACAGGAAUGCACACCCCAUGUUGUGAGAGUACUGGAAAGGAUCCAGCAGCGAUAUGGGACACUGAAUGGGCUGAGUGAGGAAUCUGCCACAGAGGAUUUGGAGUUCCCUCUCCUCCCCCAACGUUCACUGUCCUCCAUCACCCAGCUGUGGCCUUUCCUUCGCACCCUUUGCUGUUCCUUCCAGGGCCCUCCCCCCACCAGCAACCCCAUGCCCCCCCUCCCAGUAGCAGACUACCCAGCAGCCCGCGCAGACACAGUCCUGAAGAGGCUGGAGCACAUCACCGAAGAAGAGUUCCUGGACUCCAUGGAGAGUUAGGAAGCUUUCAUUACAUACGUCCUAUUUUCGAGCUCUUUGACUUGCAGCAGUACAGUUGGAAUACUUGAAAUAGCCACAGCCGGUACGUAGAAAAGAAAAGAGAGGAAACGUUUAGGAAGUCAGUUUUAAAUGUUUUAAAUAUGCUUAGCUUUGAGUUGCUCUCACAUUGAAUCUGUGUUAAAAAAAACCUGCUGUUGUUGUAGUUAUUUCAGUGGGUGUUUUGGUCAUAAAAAAACUAAUUUAGUAGUAGUAUGAAAUGAUAAAUUUCUGUGGAAUGCUUGUUUCUCUCUCAAGGACGAGUAUAAUCUGGGUUGGAAAAUAUUUACACAUUUAAAUGAUGUCAUUGUAUGCACUUUCAUUUCAUAUGGUUUUAGUGGUAAUCUGUUCAAAUUAGGCGCCAUGCACCUUUAUAAUGAAAUAAAUUCCAGUCAAUAUUUUAAAUGGCAAGUUCGCUGUAAAGAACCUCAUUAAGUAUUGUUGAUCUUUGGACUUCAUAACCUUCUGGUGCCAGCAUAACGUCUGUCUGACUCUGACAAUGUAAAAUCUUCUGUAUAUAUUGCUGCUGUUAGGUUCUCUCUCUUUAAUUGUUAGUGGAUACGUCAUUAUGGGACCUCGCAACCCUUUCGCUUAGAUUAAUGUGAAGAGUUGUAUGUGGAAGUUACCGAAUGUGAUUUGUGUACACCUGGAAAACCAUUUGAAAUACUAUUUGGGGACCGCUGCUAAAAUACAUGCUUGCCAUUUCUGGUGUUAAAGGGAAAUCAGUUUUUACAACUGCAUAUUAUAUUUUUUAUUUCCAAUGCUGAAUGCUUAAGUAAUUUAUUUUAAAUGUUUAAAGGACCAUGUCGUGUUUAGAAUUAACGGAAAGAAGACUCAUUAAAUUAAAAUUUAAGCUUUAAA